Vigna radiata var. radiata (mung bean) is the source of this 1047-nucleotide messenger RNA. RefSeq lists its product as uncharacterized. Bases 1 to 1047 code for a protein of 348 amino acids. Lineage: Eukaryota; Viridiplantae; Streptophyta; Magnoliopsida; Fabales; Fabaceae. The record is from RefSeq and is a predicted model, not a curated record. The transcript has a single exon.
AUGAGUAGCAUCGGGUUUGAAAAAUGUGUUUCUGAACAUGGAGUGUAUGUUCAGUGCUAUAAGGAAGAUGAAAGAGAAGACAGGUUGAUUGUGUGCCUGUAUGUGGAUGACCUACUGAUUACAGGAAGUAGUAGUGAGAAGAUUUCUUUUUUCAAGGGUCAAAUGUUACACGAAUUUGAGAUGAGUGACCUGGGUCAGCUGAGUUAUUUCCUUGGUAUUGAAUUCACCAAGACUGUUGCUGGUAUGUUGAUGCAUCAGUCCAGAUAUGCCUUGGACAUGUUAACCAGGUUUAAUAUGCUCCAAUGCAAUUCUGCUACUACUCCAGCAGAAGUGGGAUUGAAACUAGAGAAAGAUCCUGAGGAGGAGGCAGUUGACCCUACUGAGUAUAGAAGAAUGGUUGGGAGUCUAAGGUACUUGUGUAAUACAAGACCAGACAUCAGCUAUAGUGUGGGUUUGGUGAGUAGGUUUAUGCAGAAUGAAUCAGGAGGAGAGGCUAUGGAGUGUUACUGCCUAAGAAUGAAUCAGGAGGAGAGGCUCACGUGGUUGCUUAUUCAUAUUCGGAUUGGUGUGGUGACAAGGGUGAUAGAAAGAGUACAGCUGGAUAUAUGUUUUUUUCUGGAAGGAGCACCAAUUUCUUGGAGCUCUACGAAAGAGCCAAUUGUAGCUUUGUCCUCAUGUGAGGCAGAGUACAUUGCAGCAUGCGAAGCCACGUGUCAAGCAGCUUGGCUUGACUCAUUAAUGAAGGAACUGAGGAUAAAUGUUACAGAGAAGGUCAGACUGCUUGUUGACAACAAGUCAGCCAUUGACCUGACUAAGCAUCCUACAUCUCACGGUAGGAGCAAACAUAUUGAGACAAGGUUUCAUUUUAUUAGAGAGCAAGUUGGAAAAGGGAAGAUCGAGGUGGUAUACUGCAAGUCCGAAGACCAAACUGCAGAUAUACUAACCAAAGCAUUAAAAAGGGAACGCUUUCUAACACUUAGAAAGCAGAUCGGAGUUAUAAAGAUGGAGAUCGGAGCAGAUCUGGAAAAAGGUGUCACGAAAACCUAG